Messenger RNA from Oreochromis aureus, 2801 nucleotides. RefSeq names its product copine IVb (gene cpne4b). The transcript is spliced from 16 exons. Gene Ontology annotation, cellular component: plasma membrane. Gene Ontology annotation, biological process: cellular response to calcium ion. Gene Ontology annotation, molecular function: calcium-dependent phospholipid binding. Bases 317 to 1978 code for a protein of 553 amino acids. Lineage: Eukaryota; Metazoa; Chordata; Actinopteri; Cichliformes; Cichlidae. The record is from RefSeq and is a predicted model, not a curated record.
GUUAAGUGGCGCACCGUCCUCCUCCUCCCCAUCUUUCACCUAGAGUAAAGCCAGGCGGACGGAGCGCCUCCUUACCGAGCUCGAACUGUGGGAACUGGGAAUCAGCGCUGACUGUCAGCGGCCAACCGGUCGAGCUCUGCAGUGUAGGGGGAUAGAGAAGGAGGUGGUGUGAGGGAGAGAACAUUAUAGAUAAAGACAGUGAGAUGGGUCCGGAGGCUGUGAGGUAUUCGUGAUUGUCAAGUAAACGGCGGUGAAGUUCUCCUGCUCCGCACGGAUCUUUUCUUCAGGUCGGUGAGUGUGUGAUUGCGCGUUCAGCAUGAGUAACAUCUAUGAGUCUGCAGAGGCCACGCUGGGCUUCAUCAGCUCUCCGUGCCUGACCAAAGUGGAGCUGAGAGUGGCCUGCCGGGGGAUCUCGGAUCGUGACGCCCUUUCCAAACCUGACCCGUGUGUGGUGCUGAAGAUGCAGUCACACGGCCAGUGGUUUGAGGUGGACCGCACAGAGGUCAUUCGCAGCAGCAGCGGCCCGGUUUUCUCCAAGAUUUUCUUGGUGGAUUAUUACUUUGAGGAGGUCCAGAGGCUCCGCUUUGAACUUCACGACAUCAGCUCCGGCAACAAUGGCCUCCGUGAUGCUGACUUCUUGGGAGCCAUGGAGUGUACCUUAGGACAGAUUGUUUCACAGAGGAAACUGACUAAAGCUCUUCUCAAACAGGGAAACACUGCUGGAAAGUCUUCUAUCACGGUGACAGCUGAGGAAUUGUCUGGAAAUGACGAUUACGUUGAACUCUCAUUCAGUGCGCGUAAGCUGGACGAUAAGGAUUUCUUCAGCAAGUCAGACCCUUUCCUGGAGAUUUUUAGAAUAAAUGAUGACGGCACCGAGUCGCUUGUGCACAGAACCGAGACGGUCAUGAACAACCUGAGCCCAGUUUGGAAAUCCUUCAAAGUUUCCUUAAACACACUCUGCAGUGGAGACCACGACAGGGAGCUUAAGUGCACAGUUUGGGACUGGGACUCCAAUGGAAAACAUGACUUCAUCGGAGAGUUUCAUACCACGUUUAAGGAGAUGAGGGUAGAGCAGGAGGGCAAACAGAUCCAAUGGGAAUGCAUCAACCCUAAAUAUCAGAUGAAGAAGAAGAAUUACAGAAACUCUGGCGUUGUCAUUCUCAACCACUGUAAGAUUAUUAAAAUGUAUUCCUUCCUGGAUUACAUCAUGGGAGGCUGCCAGAUUCAGUUCACAGUGGCGAUAGAUUUUACAGCAUCCAAUGGAGAUCCCAGAAACAGCUGCUCCCUCCACUACAUCCACCCCUACCAGCCCAAUGAGUACCUCAAAGCGCUGGUGGCUGUAGGAGAGAUAUGCCAAGACUAUGACAGUGAUAAGAUGUUCCCUGCAUUUGGAUUUGGAGCUCUGAUACCCCCUGACUUCAAGGUUUCACACGAUUUUGCUGUGAACUUUGAUGAGGACAAUCCUGAAUGUGCAGGGAUCCAAGGUGUGGUGGAGGCCUAUCAAAAUUGCCUCCCUAAGAUCCAGCUGUACGGGCCCACCAACAUCGCUCCAAUCAUUCAGAAAGUGGCCUCCUCUGCCUCAGAGGAAAUGCACACCAAAGAAGCCAUGGAAUACUUCAUCCUGCUAAUCCUGACGGACGGCGUCAUCACCGACAUGGCCGACACGCGAGAGGCCAUCGUGCACGCCUCUCACCUGCCCAUGUCUGUCAUCAUUGUUGGUGUGGGCAACGCAGACUUCACAGACAUGCAGAUCCUGGACGGCGAUGACGGGAUUCUGCGUUCGCCCAAGGGCGAGCCUGUCCUCCGCGACAUCGUCCAGUUUGUCCCUUUCAAGGACUUCAAGCAUGCCUCCCCUGCUGCCCUUGCUAAGAGUGUUUUGGCAGAAGUCCCUAACCAGGUGGUAGAUUACUACAACGCGAAAGGAAUUAAACCCAAGUGCAUGUCAGAUUAUGAGUCCACAAGAACCUUCAGCCCCUGACAAUGGACUGCGUGCACACAUACAUACAAUUACAUAUACAUGUAUGAAUCCUAUAUCUACAUUUAAGUACUGUAUAAAACGUAUACAUGUCCAAAAGCACAAGCACACACAUACACAAACAAACAUGUACACAAAACAAUACUACAUACAGUAGACUAGCUCAGAGAAUUAGCUCGUUCUGGUGAUACAAAUUGAACUACUCUGUUGAUGACUAUUGCAUGUUUGGCCACAGUGGCAUCACCUGGGAAAUUAACUACUGUAUUAUCUACUGUACAUUAAAAAAGGUAUUUAUAGAAAUAAGAACAGUCUUCUGAAACAGCAUGCAUACGCAGACCUUAGCUCACUGGGGAAAAAAAUGACACUCUUACCUUAUUUAGAUAACUAGCAAGUGCAUAGACCAAACUAUCUGUCAGCAUAGAACCUAACAUGUGAGAUGCAAAACCCGAAAUGCGUAGAAUUAGCAUUGCAAAUGUUAUUUAUAGGAUUGAUAGCAUUUCUGUUUGUGUACUGCAUAAAUGCAUGCAUAAUUCAGCUCCUGUUAAUUCCCCUUUUCUAGUAGUUGCUUGCUAGUUAUGAAAUAAAGUAUCUCUGUCAUUUGUGUAAGAUUCGGGGUUGUCUUUGGUGUUUGGGGUUCUUUUCUACAGAUUUGUUUGACAUUUUGCUAAAUGGAAUGAACAACUGAAUAAUUGUAAUAAUUUCUUAAUAACCUUCUUACAUUGUAAAGAGUUUUGGGAGGAUAGAAACGCUUGUGUGGUAGAUACUCAUCUGUGAGCUGAAAAUGUUUUUUUCUUCUGUAUUCUGCAUGUUGAUUAUAAUAAAGACC